Molecule: messenger RNA, 3718 nt
Organism: Schistosoma haematobium
Lineage: Eukaryota; Metazoa; Platyhelminthes; Trematoda; Strigeidida; Schistosomatidae
Exons: 2
Coding region: 171-584 (137 amino acids)
Source: RefSeq, a predicted model, not a curated record
GUUUAAUUAUGCAUAUGGAGCUGCUUGUUGAAAUGCAUAGCAAUCUUAGUGCGGUAUGUUAAAUUUUUUGUAAAUGCUACAAAUCCCAAUACAGUAUCAACGAUUUCCUAAAAUUUUCAAAACUUAAUCUUCAUCAGGCUCACUUUAAUGAGCGAUGUGCUAAACAGUGUAUGAAGGUUGGAAAUAUCGACGGAGCGAUCUAUUACUAUAAAAAGUCUAUUGCCUUCAUGGAGCUAACCCGAGACGAGGUUGAAGAGGGCGAUCAUGAUUAUGUAAUUAUUGAUUUACAGUUAUCAUCACUGAAGCUGAGCUUAAGUGAGGCGGUAUCAAGGAAGACAGAAAUAAUAUCUGGUGACCAGAACGUUUCUUUGAAGACAAUUCCUGCUGACCAUUCACCUUAUAACAGAAAAUCAGCUGACUCUCCGUCAUACUUACCUUUAUCCUCAAAUCAAACCUCCAAUAAAAAGGAACAAGGAGCUGCUGUUAAACUUCCUAAAACUGAAUUUCAAACACGUGAAGAAUUAGUUACCUGUAUCGAAGAACUUCGAAAACUUGUGAGUUUUUUUUUAGGGAAAAACAAAUGAUAUUUAUCCAACUUAAUCACUUGUUCAGAAAAGUUUCCUAAACUCGUAAUCUCAUCUCUCCUCACGCAGCGAAAACUGCAUAUCCUAAGUCAAACUUUUGUCAGAAACAAGCAAGACAAUUACUGCGUUUUCGACUUCAUACCUUUAAUUCAUCAAGGGUCACUUAUCUAAUUUUUCAGUUUUUGUGAAAAUGAAAAUGUGAUGCCUCUCUAUUGUUUAAGAUUACAAUAAAUUGUGAAUAGCAACGAACAUAAACUUGUUUCUCAGCUUCUGUUCUGUUUGUCUGUCACUCUACCUAAUUUAAUAAGAGGGUUAUGGUAAACCAUAUUUUCAUUGUAAUCUAUCUGGCGUCUCAUCUUGUCACGGUCGUUAACUCCUGGAUAGAUUAACUAAUCCAUGAAUAAACGUGUAUAGGGUAUUUGGAUACUAUUAGAUCUUCGGGAUUAUUUUUACCCAUACUCCUGAGUAGUUUUCAAAACUUACAGCUAGAAAUUUCUUCGAACCCGACUAUAUAGUGAAAAUUUUGUGUUUGUAUAUAUAAAUCAACUAUGUUGUAUAGGGUAUAUUAAUUCAUAAUUAACCUAAAAGGUUCGAUUCGACGUGAAGAUAGCAGUAGUUUUGAUUAGAAACUCCUAACAGAAAUUUCAGAAUAUUUUAUGGAGUUCUGGCGAAUAAGUAUUUGUUGAGACACUCAUCCUAAUGAGUUUUGAGCAGGAUGGUGAAUAUAGAUAGGCUGAAGAAAAGUGGUUACAACUGUUUUGAGCAAUAAUCUGAGAGAAAUAUAAAUUCAUUUAGAUAAAUAAUUGACAUUUUAUCUAUUCAUUAAUGGAAUUGGUCUUGUUUCACCAAUUCCUAUCACUGUAAUCCAGUUGUUACUUUCACUCGAAUUCUUCUCUUGUGUGUACUAAUUUAAGGUAAGACCACUUUACUGAUACUUUUUUCCAUUCCCCCCAUGUUUAUCUCUUUAUCCAGCUAUUUAACUCCAUCCUUCGUUUUUAGACCUCACUUCACCGGCUUAAUUUAGAUAUUAAGGUGCAGAUUACGCUAUUAGUCUCCAAAAAAACAGUUAUUUGUUGAUAAUACUCAUUUUCCCACGUACAGGUUACAUACUUGUCUUUAAGCCACUUAUGUGAACAGCUCAUAUAAUUUCACAGCUGCUUGAACCUAAGUUAAUGGAGGAGAGGGAAAGUAGCCUAGCAGUUGAAGUGCUCGACUUUCAAACAUUAGGUCACAGGUUCCUACUCAUCUAGACUUACUUCUGUUCAGUCACUUAGGUAGAAUUACUAACCCUUACACAUAAAAUGUAGCUCAAAGCUGAAAAUCCAAUCCCGUACUUAAAUAGUGUAUCAAGUAGUCAGUCAUCAACAAAUAUUGCAUCACUUUAAUAAUUAUUCUGAAUAAACAUCUUCCUGGUUCCCAGCUAUCAAAUGGGAUAUCAGUACUUUGUUCUUACCGUAGGAGCCAAGUGUUUAUGUAGAAUUUACUGUAUUUUGCAUAAUUAAAUCUAUUUUUAAUACCAGAGAUUUUUGGAAAUUUUCAAAUUUUAUAGUGUACGUCACGAACUGACUUUAGUCUGAAGUCAUUUUGUAAUGUAAGCUAUAAAGUUCAAUCGACUUUGGCUUCCAAUCAAUCAGUGUGUUUUAAGGUGUGAUGAUCUUAUUUUCUCCUACUGAACUUUUAAGGUGGACAUGUUGGCAUCCCAGCUCAAUCGAGUUCGUCAAAUGCUUUCAGAAGAACGUGAACGUCGUCUUGCUAUAGAAGCGGAACUGAUAUCUUCAGGUGGUUUUAAUUAUCAAUCCAAUGAAUCCUUCACCUACCACAACUACGAUGAUGACGAUGGUUUUGAUGAAAACAGACCAUGUGUUUUUACAGACCUCACGAAACUUACAUGCUUAAACUUUAAUACAGCUGCGCUAGAUUUAUCUAAUGACGAUUCAACUUUACGUGAACCACAUCAAGCGUCAAACUCCAAUGUGUCAGACUCAUUAGAGCCGAAAUAAUUAUAUUGUAAUUAUUGUGCAUCAUGCUGCUAUCUUUUUUGCACAGAACAUCAUUUCCGCUACGACAGCUCCCCCGGUGUUCCACUCAAUAUGAAGAAGAACCAGUCGUUUCACAGCUGAUUUCCUAUAAUUAUACUUACGGGCUAGCAAUUUAACAUGGAUCAUUUAUCGAAUGAUGGAUUUUUGUUAUCAAUGAACACUAAUGUGUUUCAUUCAAACCACUAUGUAUGCAUUUUCUGCCUUAUUUGUUCUUUUCUUUUCUACAUAUUUUUUGGAUAGUAUACAGUAUGACGACGACUACAAAUCUUUUUUAUUCUACUUCCUUUAAUAUUCAGAUGAACUGUAUGAUGUCUUUCAAGCAGAGAGUAAUAAUUCAUCCAUUCCUUUGUUUUCAACUGUUUCCAUUAACGAAAAUCGAUCUGUCUUUCAAAAAGUAUACUAGUAAUGACUUUCAUUAUUCUCAACCUAAAAUACUGAUAAAGCUUCACAUUAUUUUUUACAUAAAUUGAUUUCGCAAAAAUAUCCUACGUUUCAUUCUGUCAAAGACUUCUAAUAACUGAUUUAUCCACCCUAAAAUUGCCAUACGGUUACAAUGUAAACAGAUACUAUAUACGAACUUUUUUCAUUAAUUAAAGCGGUAAAUCCUCCCUUUAUCCGUAUAGAAUAAUCUUAAUUUAUAUCGUGCUAUCGUAGUUAGAAGAAAUUGACCUAUGGUAACUGCUCCAGUUUGGUUGAACGAGUUAUCACAUCCAAAAAUCUGAAGACAGGGUGUUAAUGUGUCGUAGUUCAAAUUGUUAUAUGCAGUCCAAGUUAGGUAAAAUGUUUAUGACGGACACUGAAGUGAAGACAAUUUUGACAGUAGUAAUAGCGAUAGGACAGUAGCCAAAAAGGUAAAGCCGAUAUGUUAAGAUUAUGAAGUGUUAUGAAUUAUGGGUGAAACUAUAAUUUAUGGACGACCUUUGAGCGACGCUAGACUGACCUUGAGAGCGUCCACCUAAUAACCAGGACAAAUGAGGGUUAUAAACCUAUGUGAAGAAUUAGAAUUAUGAUUUACAGUUGAUGAUUCAGGUUAGAAAUUAGAUUUAUGGUUUUCAUCGCAAACUGACAUCAGUUAUAAUGCCGAAACUCUAUUUA